This is a messenger RNA of Prosopis cineraria, 2782 nucleotides long. RefSeq names its product G-type lectin S-receptor-like serine/threonine-protein kinase At4g27290. Gene Ontology annotation, molecular function: ATP binding; protein serine/threonine kinase activity. The transcript is spliced from 8 exons. The record is from RefSeq and is a predicted model, not a curated record. Bases 62 to 2545 code for a protein of 827 amino acids. Gene Ontology annotation, biological process: recognition of pollen; protein phosphorylation. NCBI's taxonomy places the organism in Eukaryota, Viridiplantae, Streptophyta, Magnoliopsida, Fabales, Fabaceae.
AGCUAUACUACAUAUUACGCAUGUGUCUGAUUUUGCCUUUCUUAAAUUCUAAGGAUUUUCCAUGGCCACUCUUCUUCCUCUCAUUCUCGCUUUCAUGGUCAAUUCACUUUCGCUUUCUUCUGCAACUGAUACUCUCACACAGUCUCAUCCCCUCGUCGACGACGCCAACGGAACCACCUACUUGGUUUCCAGUGACGGAACCUUCCAACUCGGCUUCUUCUCUCCAGGCUCUUCCUCGAAUCGCUACCUGGGCAUCUGGUACACAAACAUCCCCGAUACGACCGUCGUCUGGGUGGCCAACCGCCAAACGCCCCUCAGAAACGACACCAACUUCACAACUCCCAGUCGUUUGACCAUAACCGACGAGAGAGGUCUCGUGCUCCUCAGCCAAAACGGCACCGUUGUUUGGUCGGCAAACACUACGGUUAAAAGCUCGAGUUUGAAAAAUGGCACUGUUGUUGCGCAGCUUUUGGAUUCAGGGAACUUGGUUCUGAGAAAUGAACGGGGCGAGGUUGAUGAUGAUGGUGAGGAGUAUAUAUGGCAGAGUUUUGAUUAUCCGACUGACACGUUCUUGCCUGGAAUGAAGAUUGGGUGGGAUCUGAGAAGAGGGAUAAACAGGGAAUUGAGGGCGUGGAAGAGUUGGGACGAUCCUUCUGUGGGAGAUCUGAGAUGGGGCAUGGUGCUCGGAGUGACGCCGGAGCUGGUGAUGUGGAAGGGAGAAGAAGAGUACUAUAGGAGUGGUCCUUGGAAUGGAGCUAUUUUCAGCGGGAAAACUACACCGAUCUUCGAGCUGCAAUUCGUCUCUAAUCAAGAUGAGGUGGUUUACACUUCCAAGCUUCAGAACAAAUCAGUGAUAACAAGGGUUGUACUGAACGGAACUACGUCUUAUCGUCAGCGCUAUAACUGGGUUGAGCAAACUAAAAGCUGGAGGCUUUAUUCAUCUGUGCCCAGAGAUAACUGCGACAACUACAAUCUCUGUGGUCCCUAUGGAAAUUGCAUCGUUAAUGAUUCUCCACCCUGCCAGUGUCUAUCAGGGUUCCAGGCAAAAUCACCCCAAAACUACAAUGCAUUGGACUGGACCCAGGGAUGUGUUCGCAGUGAAUUGUGGAGUUGUGGGGUCAAAAAUAGAGAUGGGUUUCGAAGAUUCAGUGGAUUGAAAAUGCCAGAUACUAGAAAAGCUUGGGUUAAUGCAAGUAUGACACUUGGGGAUUGCAGGAUGAAAUGCUUGGCAACUUGUUCCUGUACUGCUUAUGCAAACUUGUAUGCUACUGGAGGAGGUAGUGGGUGUCUCAUUUGGUUUGGUGACCUUGUUGAUUUGAGAGUGGCUUCCACUCCUGGCCAAGAUCUGUAUAUUCGAAUGGCUGCCGCGGAGACUGAUGCAAAAGAGCAUAAGAAAAUGGUGUGGGUGGUGGUGAUAGCAGUUACUGUUCCACUGGUUAUCGUGGUGCUUUUGGCUUUCUCUUGCAUUCGUUGGCGGAAAAGAAAUCAUAGAGAGAAAAUCUCCAUAGAGAAUAUCAAUAAAGGUGAACAAGAGGACUUGGAACUGCCAUUUUAUGACCUUGCUACGAUUGUUAAUGCCACUAAUGACUUCUCAAAUGACAAGAAGCUUGGCCAAGGUGGCUUUGGACCAGUAUACAUGGGUAUACUAGCAGAUGGACAAGAGAUUGCUGUCAAGAGGUUAUCCCAGAGCUCUGGACAAGGAAUGCAAGAAUUUAAGAAUGAAGUUUUAUUGUGUGCCAAACUUCAACACCGAAAUCUUGUCAAGGUUCUAGGUUGUUGCAUCCAAGGAGAGGAGAAGAUGCUCAUCUAUGAGUACAUGCCCAACAAAAGCCUAGAUAACCUUUUGUUCGAUUCCAAUCAAAGCAAAAACCUAGAAUGGUCUAGGCGCUUUCACAUUAUAUUUGGAAUUGCACGAGGGCUUCUUUAUCUUCAUCAAGAUUCCAGAUUGAGGAUUAUACAUCGAGAUCUUAAAGCAAGUAAUAUUUUGUUAGAUGGUAAGAUGAACCCAAAAAUUUCAGAUUUUGGCAUGGCAAGAAUGUUUGGUGGUGAUCAGAUUGAAGGAAACACAAAUAGAAUAGCUGGUACCUAUGGUUAUAUGUCACCAGAAUAUGCUAUUCAUGGGCUAUUCUCUAUUAAAUCUGAUGUGUUUAGCUUUGGUGUAUUAUUGCUGGAAAUAAUAACUGGAAAGAAAAACCGAGGAGCUUCUUAUCCAAGCCAGGGUUUUAACCUCAUUGGCUUUGCAUGGAGAUUGUGGAAGGAGGGCAACAUAUUGGAACUAAUUGAUGGUUGUUUGGGAGAAGCUUUUAAUUUAUCAGAAGCAUCGCGCUGUAUUCAUGUGGGUCUUCUAUGUGUGCAACUGCAUCCUGAGGAUAGGCCAAACAUGGCCUCUGUAAUUGUGAUGUUGAGUAGUGAGAAUGUGUUGCCUGAGCCUAAGGAGCCAGGUUUCUUGAUAGAGAGGAUUAUGAUGGGAGAAGAAUGUGGUUCUUCUGGCAAGCAGACAUCUUCAACUAAUGAAGUAACUAUGUCUCAGUUGGAGGCCAGAUAAGGCGUUAUUUUACUCAUUACAAUAUCAUGCAAGUGAAAGCAUUUAACUUUUGUUUUGUUUUGUUUCGUUUUUUCCUCCUCAAUGUACAGUCUAUGGUGAUUAGUCAAUUUCUUCUGGAGGGAUAAUGCUUAUUGUUGUUGCAAUGUACAGUCUAUGGUAAUCCAUCAUUCUUGUAGAUUGUCAAGGAAACAUAUUAAGUUGGUUGGAAGUGAUAUGAAAGUUGGUUGUUGAGUUGCA